UAUAAACUGUUAUCAAUUUCAGAUAUUUCUUGAAUGCAAUUUUAGAUCGUGUGUCAUAGUUUUUCCAAAAUGAAAUUAUGUUCAAUGAUAUUAUUGUCCUUUUUAUUGCACUCGUGUCAAUUAAGUGCAGGCUCUUCUGUGCUCUCUGUUCUUGCAGAUUUUCUUUCCUCCAGUUAUGAAAUGUUGAGAUGUCCUUUAACUGAUUGCUGCAAUGAUCACUGGAUACCCAACAACAUCACAAAACUACAAUUAAUGAUAACAAAUGAAGUCUUUGGCCAGCAUAUUGCUACAGAGAUUGUAGCAAGACAGAUCAGUGCUCACUUGGAAAACCCCAAUCCUUCAAAGCCUCUAGUGAUGAGCUUCCAUGGAUGGACAGGGAAUGGCAAGAAUCACAUUGCUUAUUUGAUAGCAAAUAGCCGUUACAAGAAGGGAACUAAGAGCCAGUUCUAUCACCAUUUCAUGGCCACAGUACACUUUCCUCAUCAGGUAAUACUGCCGAUGAUAUUUGAAAACAAAAUCAUUACCAUUUAUUAUUUACAGGAACAUGCACAAUUAUAUCAGGAUCAAAUCAGAUCAUGGGUGAAGGGAAAUGUUAGUCAUUGCCCUCAUUCGCUUUUCGUUUUUGAUGAAGUUGACAAGAUGCCUUCAGGAGUGCUGGAUGGCAUCAGAGCUUAUUUGGAUUAUAUUGAUAUUGUAGAUGGUGUUGACUACAGGAAAUCCAUUUUCAUUUUCCUGAGCAAUACUGGAGGUAAAGAAAUCACCAAAAGAGUCCACGACGUCUGGUUGACUGGAAAUGUGAAACGGGAAGAAUUGACAGUCAAAGACUUUGAGAGACUCGUAGAGAUGGGAGCUUUCAAUGAACAAGGCGGAUUUCAUCAAAGCCACCUGAUUCAAAAGAGUCUGAUUGACGUCUAUGUUCCAUUCUUACCCAUGGAAAAAUCACACGUCCGCCUCUGCGCGGAAAACGAGUUUAAAAAACAAAAUUAUGUUCCUAAAAAUAAAGAAGCAGCUUUACAGAAAAUUGUGGACGGACUUCAUUACUACCCCGAAGGUAAAGAAAUCUACUCGACGACGGGCUGUAAAAGAGUGGCCCAAAAAGUGAGUCUGUAUAUAGCCGACGAACGAUACACUAAACGUUCAAGUAAAAAGUAUCGCACGGAACUUUAACCUUAUUGUAUUAAUGACCCACUGAAACCAACAUUUCAGAUUAUUGUGACUGAUGUGGUGUUUCAUUCAACGAAAUUGAAACUGUGAUAAAUUAUACAUUGCAGUAGAUUUUGGCCAUCGCUUUUGUAGAUGGUCUGAGUCGUUAAGUUUUUUUAAAUAUGCAAAAUGAAGUAAACUUGUCUUGUAUCCGAGUCA
Messenger RNA from Daphnia pulex (common water flea), 1362 nucleotides. RefSeq names its product torsin-1A-like. Gene Ontology annotation, biological process: cellular response to misfolded protein. Gene Ontology annotation, molecular function: ATP hydrolysis activity; ATP binding. The transcript is spliced from 5 exons. The record is from RefSeq and is a predicted model, not a curated record. Lineage: Eukaryota; Metazoa; Arthropoda; Branchiopoda; Diplostraca; Daphniidae. Bases 70 to 1167 code for a protein of 365 amino acids.